AUGACAGACAACAUUUUCACCUUCCCCAGCUUCGCUCCGGCUGCCAUACGCACUGUGUAUAAAUCUGACACCAAGUCCGUUCAAGCCGCCCUCGAUUUCCUAGACAAUCGAUACGCAUCAAUCGUCGAGGUAGGCCGGAGUGUGCCAGUGGAGCAGCAGAAUGAGUUCAGGGAAAGGUUGAAGGCCGAGGUGGUGGACCUUGUAACCCCUCGCCAUGUCGUCGCGGUUGUCGGGUCUGGCAUCAACUUUGACUCGCCCCGCUUCCUCAAGGCCAUGACCGGCGACACCUACCUACCGGCUGAGAAAACCGGUGAGCUUGGUGGCGACCUUUGGUGGUUGCAGCCACCCUGGGCACCGGCCUCCAAGGCUCUGGUGGCUGAGGCAUCCGACGUGGAAAUGGAGGAGAGUGCUGUCGAGCCCCCAGCCAAGGGUGCAGCCAAUGCGGCAGGCAACUCCGGGACGCCGUCAGCAGUUGCCUCCAGGGCGGCAUCUGUUCAGGCGUCGGGGAAUGGGCAGGGUGAGAAGGAUACCAGGACCAAGGAGACUCCAGAACCGACCGGAAGCAAGGCCAAGGGCAUGGCCAAGGACAGCGGCGAAGGCCCACCAGCCGUGAAGGAGAAGGUGGCUACCAAGCCCAAGACGAAGGCGAAGACCAAACCAGCGGAUGCGCCCGAGGACGGGGAAGCCGAGGACAUGGCUCCGGAGGACAGGGGAAAGAAGGGGAAGGGGAAGGAGAAGGCUGCCACGAAGGAGCCAGAGGCACCGAAGGCACCGAAGGCGGCGAAGGCGAAGGCAGCGAGUGCCAAGAGGAGCAAGGCAGCGACUCCGGAGGCGAGCGAGGUGGAGGGUGGUGAAGAGGCUCGAGCGGCCAAGAAGCAGAAGGGUGACCAGGCGCCAGUGGCAGUUGGCCCCAUCGUCGCAGCCUUUGCCCGCGCCGGUGCCCAAGAGGGUAAAGCCGGUGCGUCAUCCCCAAACCCUACCGGCCCCUUCGCUGACUAUCGUGUACUACCCCGGUCCAACUGGCCACCAGGCUCCUCCUCUCCGACCAAGCCCGUCAUUCCCUCUGCGCCCUCGAGCACACCGGGGCUCACCAUGAGCCAGUUCGGGUCUCUCGCCGCCAGCAUUGUCAAGCUGGCGGGCACUGUAUCGGAUCUGGUGGACCAGAUGACGGCCCUCAACAAGAAUAUGACCGGCCUGCAGAGCGAGAUGGUCGAGCUCAAGGGCAGCAUGCAAGCUCACCAGCUGCGGGAGGCUCCCAGGACCGGUGUGCUGCACGAUGCCACCCAGCAGACUGACACCGGAGUGGAGCCGGUCAGUGCUAUCCCUGGUAAGCUGAUCCAGGCACAGAUCUAUAGGGAGCCCGGAGCUCGCCUGCCGGGUAAGCCCUAUAAGAUCAAGUUCGGCCUUUCUAAUCCUUAUAAAGCCUCAGCCUCGGCUCCUGCAGCUGGUCAAGAGCCUGUCGACAUUGACAUGGAGAGUGGAGCCGGAGCCCGAGCCCGAGUAGAGGUGGUCCCCACCUUCACUGACCUCAACGAGUCGGCGCCGUCGUCUCAGGCCUAG
Molecule: messenger RNA, 1560 nt
Organism: Coniophora puteana RWD-64-598 SS2
Lineage: Eukaryota; Fungi; Basidiomycota; Agaricomycetes; Boletales; Coniophoraceae
Exons: 6
Coding region: 1-1560 (519 amino acids)
Source: RefSeq, a predicted model, not a curated record